Molecule: messenger RNA, 1966 nt
Organism: Humulus lupulus (European hop)
Lineage: Eukaryota; Viridiplantae; Streptophyta; Magnoliopsida; Rosales; Cannabaceae
Product: putative UPF0481 protein At3g02645
Exons: 2
Coding region: 59-1732 (557 amino acids)
Source: RefSeq, a predicted model, not a curated record
UCCAUCUCUCCUGCGGUUCGCGUACUUCGAGUUAGUUUCUGAUCAGAGAAAUUUAAAGAUGACUGAAAAGAAUGGGGAAAUUCAUCAAGCUUAUGAUCCUGAAAAAUUACAAACAGCAUCCGAAAGCCGAGAGGAAGAUGAAGAGAAGCUAGAUCAACUGAUAAAGCAGGGAAGUACCAUGACCAGUACUCGGCAUAAAAAUGAAUCAGAUAUUACAAAGAUACAAAUUGUUGUCGAUGUUAUGAGGAAACGUGAAGAGUUCAAGGACUGGCAUAAGCCAAAAGUAUUGUCAAUUGGUCCAACUCAUGCCUCAGACUCCGGUUUGUCAAAAUACAAAGAUCUCAAGAUGACACUGGCAGCUAAAUUCCUCAAAGAAAGCGGCAGCCCAUGGCGACGUUCAUUUAAACUAGUCAAAAAGAAGAUCAUUAUCUUAAAGAAUUUCUUUGACCAGGAUAUAAUUUCAAAGUACGAUGAUGAUUCUUUGGCUUGGCUAUUGUUCAUGGAUGGGUGUGCAGUACUAGAAUUCAUACACAUCUACUGUACAUCGGAGUUAGAAGAUUUGAAGAUUAGUAGCGGUGAUGCGGCUUUGAUCCAGGAGGAUUUGUUUUUGUUGGAGAACCAAAUUCCCUACAAACUACUUGAGCUGUUGAUGAAGACGAUAAAGGAGGAUGAUGAUGAUGAUGAUGAUGAUGAUAAGAAGGUCGGGUAUUCAGCAGCCAUCUUUUCCAUAGUUCUUAACAACAAUGUUAUGGGGCCAAUAGACUACUUCCAUCCUCAGUUUUUUGAGAUGUUUGAACGUUUAGUAAAAAAAUCAGAAAAAAAUCCGAAACAUCUUCUUCAUCUUCUCCGAUCCACAUUACUUGAUGAUGAUAAAAGUGAUGAUGAUGAAAGAGAUGAUGAUGAAAAUUAUCACAAUGAUAGUAAUGGUGAUGAUGAAAAGGAUGAUGAUGAUGAAAAUGACAAUGAUGAUGAUGAUGACGAUGAUAAUGAUGAUGAUGAUGACGAUGAUGCAGAUGAAGGCCUGAAGUCUGUUUACGAAGGGCUGCUCAAAAUGUUAAAAGACGAGCAGGAAUACGACACAACGAACGAAAUGUUAGAACACAUGCAGCAAGACAACAAAAUGUCUUUUCGAAAUGUCCAAGAAAUUAAAUCAGCAGGGAUAAAGAUAAGACCCAGUGGAAGGGAAAACAUGAAAUUCGUAUCGUUCAGUACUCGUUGGUUUGGCAUUUCUGCUUACCUUAACCUACCUCCAAUAAAUGUGGAUAACACAACUGCAUGCAAGCUGUUGAACCUAGUUGCUUAUGAAAUGUGCCUCACGGAUGAGAAAGCUUCUCCUUUGGUUACUUCUUAUGUCCACUUAAUGGAUUUGCUUAUCGACAAUGAAAAAGAUGUGAAAGUAUUAAGGAAAGCUGGCAUACUUCGUCACCGUCUAAGUAGCGAUAGCGAAGUAGCUCGUUUGUUCAAUAACUUAGGCUCAAACUUGGUGCUCGGCAAUGAGGAAGACGUCUUCAUAGAAGUCAAGAAACAAAUAGACAAACACUGCGUAAGAAGGACGCCAAAAUGGGCAGCUGAAUUCCGUCGUAACCACUGCAAAAGCCCCUGGGCUUUAAUGUCAUUCAUCCUUGUUUUAAUAGCGGCUUUCUUGACACUAAAACAGUUCUCUUCUACCAUCUUUCCCGCGGGCCGGAGAUCUUCUUUCAAUGGCAUAGCUGAUUUGAAAAAAUCCUACUAGCUAAGUUGCAUUAUAUUCCAGCUUGUUUCUACGUGUCAUUAUAGAUCCACUAUGUUAUUAGUUGAAGUUUAUUAUCAGCAUAUUAUACCUUAUCUUCUCUGUAUUUCUAGGUGUGUAAGUGAUUUUCAUCAUGUUUGUACUAUAUAUCAAUAUGAUGUUUCCAUGUAAUGUGUCUUUGAUAUAAUCGUUGGUUCUUCUUAAUUAUGUUAGAACAAUUGAUAUCUACACCUUCUU